CGUUUUUCUUUUUCCAAAAAAAAAAUACUUGAUUUAAUAUUAAUCUUCAAGUAUAUCUAAUUAUCCGACCCAAACUAAAAAAAUAAAAAUGCAACUAGCGGGAGACAUUCCCUCAAAGUGCCGCAAAAAAAAUGAAAACCCGUCUUAUGAAAAACCGCGGACAAAUUUACAUGGUUGCAUAAUAUUAGGUGGUCUAAGAUAAAGAGCAAAAAGUCUUUUUAUCUUUUUCUUUAUUGUCACUUUAUUCCCAUUUUUAAUAUAGAAACAUUUCAAAUUAUAAUCAUGUCUGCAUCGGUUCGUCAGGUUUCAUCGCUUUUCAAGAUUGGUCGCUGGGCUGCUCUGGGCGCCGGUCUCUCAUACGGCUACGUCCAUGCCCGUAGUCUGAAGAAGGACGCCGACGUCAGACAUAUUGAGCAGGAGUACGAGCGCAAGGUCGCUCUGAUUGAGGAGGCCAGGAAGAAGUUUGCCGAGUCCAAGGCGACUCCCGAUAACAGCAGCGGCGCAAAGUUCAACUUUGACGACCCCAACUUUGACGCUGACAAGUGGGCCAAACACCUCGAGUCCAAGUUCAAGUAAAACUUGACUAGAAUAUUAAAUUUGUAACGUUUAAAGGAUGGAAAUAAAAAAUUAAACAUGGAAAAACGUUCAUUUUCUUUUUUUUCUUAUGAUC
Messenger RNA from Kickxella alabastrina, 670 nucleotides. RefSeq names its product ATP synthase E chain-domain-containing protein. Gene Ontology annotation, biological process: proton motive force-driven ATP synthesis. The transcript has 2 exons. Bases 283 to 576 code for a protein of 97 amino acids. The record is from RefSeq and is a predicted model, not a curated record. Gene Ontology annotation, molecular function: proton transmembrane transporter activity. Lineage: Eukaryota; Fungi; Kickxellomycota; Kickxellomycetes; Kickxellales; Kickxellaceae.